Bursaphelenchus xylophilus (pine wood nematode) is the source of this 3757-nucleotide messenger RNA. The record is from the annotation of a GenBank genome assembly. Lineage: Eukaryota; Metazoa; Nematoda; Chromadorea; Rhabditida; Aphelenchoididae.
AUGAGGCAGAAAUGCAAUGGAAGGCUUCCAAGUAAGACGUUCAUAUUUUUUUCUAUUCUAAAAUUUUUUCCAUACGAUAAAAGUUCAUUCUAUAAAGUUUAUUUUUCACCUCUGCUCUAUGUAUGUCCUACAGGAUUAUUUACAUAAAUAUAUGAGCAGGACCGUUGUGCAUUAUUCAUUCCAACAUAAACAGCAUUCCCCCAACGCCUCUCAAGUUUCUUGGUAGGUAAAACUCCGAAACCAAGAAACGCGGGAAGACCAAAAACCCAUACAAAGUUUUUUAUCAACAAAAUGCCACUGGCACUAUAGCAGUCCAAAUUUUUUCAAAAUAGAAUGACCAGUAAGUCAUCUUUCUUCUAUCAGUAUUUUCAUUAAGUGCAUGGGCAUUUCUCGCUCACUUUUACUUUAGAAAAGCACAGUAAAAACUGUCCGGAGCGCUAUCUCUGGAGGUACGAACUCCAUGGACUCUCUCAAGUCAUCGUCGCCAAAACUUUGACUUCAAGGAUUGUAUGGGUGGUUCUGGUACUGCUUUGUCUUCUAAUUGCAGUGUUCUUCACGGACAAGGUUGUCAGUGAGUAUAUAGCGCGACAGACAGCGACUUUGAUCACAUUCAAACGAGUGAACCGGCUUCAACUCCCGAUAAUUGUGGCAAGUCUCUUUUUUUGGGGAAUUAUAUGAGGUGGGAGGCUCGGAUCUCGAUGAAACAUGGGCCUGAAUUCAGAUCGAUAUAUUUAGACGGAACUUGGCACAAAUUUCGAAUAUUUUUUUUUCAGGACGUAUUCGAGCCUGCGCAGAAAUGACACAGAUUUUUAGGUCGAAAAUUGGCAAAAAUUUGAGACUUUUUUGCGAAUUUUGAUGUAAAAACUUUUGUGUUCAUUUCUACCGUAGAGGGUAAUGCUUACACAAAAAACCAUUUUUUCUACGCAAAACGAGCAAAGAUAGGCCCAAAAACUUUUCUCUAACCGCUCUCCGCGUUUCGCGUACCCUCUCGGCCGCAAAAAUUGUUGAAUAUCUCGGUUGUCGUUGCAAAGCGCUAGCUAAAAUUUUCUGGAAUUGACAUGUGUUCUAUGCUUGAAAUGUGUGUAGAGUUUAAAGAAAAUCUGGGCGUCGCAAUUACUUUUAUUUUCUUUGUUAAUCAACUCUUCCAGGUCUGUCCCAAAAACCCGGAUGCCAUCAACAUGGAGGCGGUAAAGAAAGAGAUACGAAGUCGAUUUAUCUUCACAACGGAAAAGGAUACAAUAGACUUGAUAAGCUUCGCAAUUGCCGGCUCCGGAUUGGCCAAUAUGGAGCCGGUGGUAAGCCAAUGGACUAUGUUGAAAAUUCAGCGGCUGAAUUCGCUUCUGCUUCGAUGGAAAGGCGAUAGAAAUUACACCCAAUUCUAUAAUGAUCUCUUCUUCAAAAACGGAUACAAAUGUGAGGAUGUAUGUGGUUGAUAUUCAAAAACUUUGUUUCUUUUCAAUUUGUAAAAUACGGCCAUCAAAUCUUCAAGUUUUUAGAUGUUCCAUUCAUGCUUCAUUGGGUAUGAUGAGUUCGAUUGUUGCGAAAAAUUUCGACCGCAAUACGUAAUGUUGCGAGGGAAGUGCUUCAGGAUGCAGCAGCACUUCCAAACCGACCCCGAUUACCAUGGACGGGUCGCAUUGCAGAUCAAACAACUGCCCAGUCCGAUUGUAGAGAGCUCCAAAUUGCAGGUAGGAUAAAAGAAAGUCAUAAGAAGAUAUCAGUCUGUCGGGAAAAUAAUGAGCGCAAUGUGAGUCAAACGAGUCGCUGAACUGAAAAGCAAUUUGGUUUUUUCGCAACAAAAAAUUUUUAAAUGUAGGCGAAGUAAAUCAUUGUGGGGAGAAAGUCAAUAGGGGCUAUUCAUAUCAUUGUAUAGGCCUUUUUUCGCUCUACCUGGAAACCAAUUUUUACUCUUUUUCAUUUUUGGGCUUGCUGUAAUAGUUAUCCGCCGAGGCGCGCAGCCCAGUUGUCAUUUUGAGCGAAAAUCGGGACCGAUCGAUGGCGACAGAAAAGCUCGCGACACAAUACAUUUUCCCGGCGGCGACGUGAUUUUUGAUGAGAUAGUGUGCCGAUUAUUUUCCCGACAAACUGAUAGUCCAUUUGUAAAUUUGCCGGACUGAUUUCGGAGACCGCAAUAAAAAUAAUAUUUUGGCCUUGUGUUUUUUGGCCUAUUUUUCAGGCUGUUUUAUCGCCGCCAGGAACAUUUCCAACAGCAAAAAAUAUUGUCGAUCCUUGUAGAAAGACAAGUACAGUUUGUUGCAUUAUGCCAAAAACCCAAAAUUGGCAUCCUAAUUUUUUGUUUCAAAGCGAAAAGAUUGUGCGAAAAAUGUUCACUUUGCACUGUGCAAUAGUCUUUUUCGGGCUGUCGCUCGCACCCUGACGUUCUCUGCAUAUUUUAAACGCCAAAGAUCGCUCCAACGACUUUACGAACUUUUUUCAGUGUCGGGAGAAUAAUGUGGAUUUUUUGCCGCAAAAUUGCUCGCGUCAUUUCAUUUGCGUGCCAAAUCUCCAGCCGCGGUAGUCGUCUCAGAAAAAUUAUGGGCAAUUCAAAGACUCGAAGAAUCCACAUUAUUUUCCCGACAGACUGACGAUUACAGUCCGACUUUUUCACAAAAGUCUAUUGCACGAUGCAAAAAGCAAGAAAUCGGUGCAAAGUAAAAUUUUGCUUUCGCACAGUGCACGUCGCGAAACUCACUCCAGCGACUUUACGAACAAUUUAGUAUUCAAAUUGACUGUAGAUUUUUUCAGCCUCAAGCAGUGAUCUUUUGCUCCGACAAUGACACGGAUAUCUCAACUUUUCCGAGGUCAGUUUUGACAAUUUUUACAUCCAUUAUAGGCUUGAAAUUAAUACCCAUUCCUCUAUUUGCUUUCUAGGUUCUACGUCAACAUGAAUGAAUCGAUUUUUGUUCGAUUCGUCGCUCGUUUCCUUCGAAUGUCUCCAUGGGAAUCCGAAUGCUCCAUGCUGGACGAAGACAAAGGCCGAGCUACAUGUUAUGUCAAAAAAUACCAUGAGUACCGCGUACUGAACCCCUUGAAUUGCUCACUCUUUUACUUGAAGCAUCGAGCCGAGAGAUACGAAGUUUGUGCGCCGUUGGACAUUGUUUAUAAUUACAACGUGGUCGUCAAUGGGGCUUUGGGAUUUAUCGAUGACAAAAGGGUGAGAAAACAGAAAAUUUAUGGGAACUAGAAGAGUGAGAGGUUGAGGAACCAUGUGUAAUUUUAGUGUCUUCCUCAUUGCAAUCGUUGGUACUACGAGUUCAAGAUCACUCGAUCGGAAAUAAGUCUCCGUUUCCAGCCAAAAAACACAACAUUCUUUAGGUUUGAAAGUGGCUUUGCUGAUCUAAAGGUGAGCCGGCUCUCUGUACAAUAUCAAUCUGUCGAGAAAAUAAUGUGGAUUAGUCGCGCUUUGGAAUCGCUCAUCAUGGCUUUGUUAGCCGCGGCUGAAAAUUUGGUGUUCGGCUGCGAACAAGCGAGCAAUUUUUCUGCGAGAAAUCCACAUUAUUUUCCCGACAGACUGAUAUCAAAUCCACAUUAUUUUCCCGACAGACUGACAACAAAAAAACAAAGACAAAAAAUUACCAAUUUUCAGUACGAACUUUACGAGGAAAUACGAACAACGACGUUGCCUGGAUUCGUCUCCCAGAUCGGAGGGCAAUCCGGACUGUUUUUGGGAUUUUCGGUCAUGACGCUGGUCCAGUUUUUCCUGCUGGCUUUCAGGUUGGCCCGGUAUGCAGUCACUGUGCUGAAGAAACGGGAAUGA